This is a messenger RNA of Planococcus citri (citrus mealybug), 2079 nucleotides long. RefSeq names its product E3 ubiquitin-protein ligase TRAIP-like. Gene Ontology annotation, biological process: protein ubiquitination; replication fork processing. Gene Ontology annotation, cellular component: site of DNA damage; nucleus. Gene Ontology annotation, molecular function: ubiquitin protein ligase activity. The coding region runs from base 254 to 1792 and encodes 512 amino acids. The record is from RefSeq and is a predicted model, not a curated record. NCBI's taxonomy places the organism in Eukaryota, Metazoa, Arthropoda, Insecta, Hemiptera, Pseudococcidae. The transcript is spliced from 13 exons.
UUAUCAUUUUGUGUUCAUUCAUUUUAUUCAUUUCUUUCAGUUCAUUCGUAUUCGUAAUAAUUUCGUUAAAGUGGAAAAUAUAAUGUAAUCAUAAGUACAUAGUCGUUGAGAAAUAAGUAACUGAUUAGUUACUUUGGUUCUCGUUCAAUUUUCAAUAACUUCCGUCACCGGAGAUUCACUUUCAAUCUAAAGUGAGUGCUCCACCAGUCCAUAGAUCUAAUUAGAAGACACUGAAUCUUAUCGUGCUAAAAAAAUGAAUAACAACGUAUCCUGCAUUAUUUGCCAGGAGGACUUAUUCGCCGGCGAUGAUGGAUCGACCUGUGCAACUAGCUGCGGUCACGUAUACCACUGUCAUUGUCUUCUUCAAUGGAUGGGGAGGUCUGCAACAUGUCCACAGUGUCGUUCAAACAUAGGACACUAUAACGUAUUCAAGUUGAAUCUGCACGGUGGAGAAAACUCUGCUGGACCGAGUAGAGCUAAACUUCAAGAGUUGGAGGAUCGUGCGAGACGUCUCUCACAAUCUGAAUCGGAUUUAAAGAGAGAAUUAGAUUCGAGCAGUAAGAAAUUCCAGGAAUUGGUUGAAAAAAACAGAACCGUUAAUUCAGCUUGCGAUGAAUUAAAGAAAAAAAAUCUCGAGUUGGAGAAUUGUACAAAGUGGCUUCAAAAUAAAGAAUCAAAUUUGAAAGAUCAACUGGUGAAAGCGAAUUCAGCACAAGAUGAAUUGAAAAAAGGAACUCUUGUAUUGAUGGACCGUGUACGAUGUUAUCAAAUCAGCGAAUCAAAAUUGAAAGAUGAGCUGCUGAAAGUAAAUUCAGAACGUGAUGAAAUAAAGAAAAGAACGAUUGAAUUAGAAGACUGCGUACGAACGCACCAAAACAAUGAAUCUAAUUUGAAAGACGACUUGGUGAAAGUAAAUUCAACUUGUGAUGAAUUAAAUAAAAAAAUUCUUGAAUUGGAGAACCAUGUGCAGUGGCUUCAAAACAGCGAAUUGAAUCUGAAAAACGAGUUGCUGAAAACUAAUGAAGAAUUGAGAGUGAUGGGAGAAAACCUCGAAACUGCUAUUUUGAAAUACGAAGACAUAAGGACUAAAAACAUGAAUCUUGAAAAUCGAGUUCAGUGGUUGCUGAAUGUAGAAUUGGGUUUAAAGAAUGAAAUCGUCAUCAAAAAUACAAAAUUGCAUGAGUUGAAAGAAGACAACGCCAAGGCGAAUUUAAUAAACGAAGAAUUAAAGAAAAAAUUCAUGGAAUUAGAAUGCUGCCUUAAAGAUCAUUUGAAAGUUGAAGCAGAUUUGGAAAGUCAAUUGGUUUCAAAAUCGUCAAAUUUGCAAGAAGCCAAUGAAAAUCUCGUCAAAGCGAAUUUACUACUUGAGGAAUCGAGGGCUAAAAACGAAGAAAUACAAGGUUGCUUGGACCUGUACGUAAAUGCGACCUGCAGCUAUAAAAUUGAAUCAGUGGCGAAAAGUAUGAAAUUGCAAGACAUUGAACAAAAAGGCAGAGCUGCGGAAACAGAAAGUGAAGAAUUGAGACUUGAAGUUGGAACUUUGAAGAAUGAAAUUGAAAAAUUCAAGACCAAUUGGGAAUUAGAGAAGCAAAAGAACGAUUCACUGAAACGAGCAAAUGAACUAUCAGAACGAGCGUUACAGGAAAAGAUAGAUCGAUUAAAAUCCCAACUAGUCACCGAGCAGAAUAAAAAUGAUUCUAUUAUGAUGGAAAAUAAAGGACUGAGAUUUCUGAAAGUGGACACUUGGGAAAAGUACAUGAAACUGAAAAAUGAAACAAAUAUUCAAGAAUAGAUUAACAACGUAGAUAUUGGUAUCUAAAUCUACGAAUUCGACGAAAGGAUUAAAACGUAGUAUUUUUAAUUUCAUUUUCAAUUAUAUACCUACCUAUUUUUUAGUUUUUUUUUCGUUCGUUGACCUCUUGUAAGUGACAAAAACGUACUUUUAUAUUGUUUUUUUGUAGUAUUAAGAAAUUACCUAUGCCUUUUUUUGAUAUUCUUUAUUUAUUAAUUGUCACGAAUCAUCGUGAGUUAUUUAGAAUUCCUGAUCUUUUCUUUUUUUAAAAAGACGUAGGAUUGUAG